CCGCUGCUGCCGUUCUGGGCUGAGAAGGGUCACGAGUGGCGGGAGUAUGCGUCGCUGCACCCCAGGAACAGGGUGCUGGCUCUGAAGCUGCUAUGCGACAUGCGGCUGGAGAGGGAGGACGUGAAGGGCGCCAUAGAUGCGCUGCUGGUGCCGCCCCGGGGGACCUCAGCAGCAGCAGGGGCGGGAGCGGGAGGUGCCAAGGGGGGCGCGCAGAAGGCGGCGGGCGGCCGUGCUGGCCCCGUUGCCGCGCAACCCGUCACUCGCCGCCGCCGUGGCGACGCCUCGGCUCCGCCGCCGCCGCCACUGACGGUCGACGAUGUCCGAAAACGACCCUUGGGUCACGACAGCAACGGCGCGGCGCUGUGGGUUGUGGGUCGGCUGCCGGACCUGCAGCUGCGGCUGUACCGUGAGCAGGCGCCCAGCUGGCCCAAGCCCAAGAAGCCGCGGGCUCCCUCGCCACCACCCCAGGAGGCCUCGGGGCGCGGCGGUAAGGGCCGCGGAAAGGCAGCGGCGGAGGGCGGCAGCGCAGGCGCCAAGACGAAGAAGGCGAAGGGGCAGAAGGCCCUUCCGCCGUACAUGAUGUACGAACUGCCGCCGGAGGCCGUUGCAGGCCGCUGGGAGCUGCUGGGUGUUGGUGCGGAGGGGCUGGGGGGCGCCGCGGAGGAGAUGCGCACCGGUAGCAGGAAGCAGCAGGACAGGGACCUGGCAGACAAGAUCUCCACUGAGCUGGUUUCGGUGCUGGUCGAGGAGUUGGAUCGUCGCGAGCGGAAGCAGCAGCUGGAGUCGCGGCUGCGUGCGGCACUGGGGACGGAGUACCUGGGGGCCACGAGGUCACGGCGCGCUCGCAAGGAGGUGGAUUACAGUACGGCAGCGUACGACAAGAUGCUCCAUGAGGCGCUCCGAAACACCCGGCAAACGGUAACGGUAACGGCAGCUGGGGCGGCUGGUAGCAGGAAGCGAUCGCUUCGCAGCGCUUCUCCUGCCCCGGAAGAGGAGGAAGAAGAGGAGCAGGAAGAGGAGGAGGUAGAGGAGGAGGGCGUUAUGGAGAUGGAGGAAGGACAAGGGGAGGAGGAGGAGGCUGGUGAAGACGCUGGGGAAGAAGAAAGAGGAGGCGGAGGAGGAGAGGGCGGUGAAGAGGGACAGGGGAUGGAUG
This is a messenger RNA of Astrephomene gubernaculifera, 1153 nucleotides long. The record is from the annotation of a GenBank genome assembly. Lineage: Eukaryota; Viridiplantae; Chlorophyta; Chlorophyceae; Chlamydomonadales; Astrephomenaceae.